Molecule: messenger RNA, 1536 nt
Organism: Didymodactylos carnosus
Lineage: Eukaryota; Metazoa; Rotifera; Eurotatoria; Philodinida; Philodinidae
Source: the annotation of a GenBank genome assembly
AUGUUUAUGUAUAAUGGCUAUUCGUCGUAUGAUACUGAUAUUCAAAAACAUAUUAUAUGUAAUUCUACAUGUACAAUAUUUCCGUCAGCGAUAGCUGAAAAAACUCUUAUACCAUGUAUUGCCUAUAUUCAUGAUUUAAUUGUAACAAAUCGUCCAUUUUCAGUAACAACCGAUAAAGAUAUGAAAUGGCUAUUAGAAAUAUUUUCAUUUGGAUUUACGUGUGAAGAUAGUUCAAUUUAUCAAUUGUGUGCCAAUGUCUACGUAGAAUGGUUAAAAGUGUUUGAUCAACAACAACAACAAAGUAACAAUAAUAUAGAACAAAAUGUACCAGCAUGUAUUCCAUCAAUAUUACGAGAAAAAACAGAAUUUUAUUGGUCACAAAUGUUUUGGCAUUUAUAUCAUUUAUUUGUCAUUCAUGAUGAAAAAAAUGCUGAUUUACUAACAAAACGCAUGUAUAGUCAUAAAGUACUUCGACAAUUGCAAACAAUGAUUAGUCAAACAGAGCUUACAUUUAAUUUAUGGAAUAUUCUAUUACAAGUUUUUUUGGCUAUUGGAGAUGCCGUACUAGCUAUGCCAUAUCGAACAAACGAAGAGGGAAGUGCAAUACUUAGUCAUCGUUUAGUACCAUCUAUUUAUCAAGUAUGGUUGGUCGCAUGUAAAAAAAUGAAUCCAUCACCGGGACUAUGGCGAACAUUUCGAGAUUAUGCGUAUCAAUGGCGACAUCGUCCAGCUGUUAUCUACGAUUGGGCUCAAUUGUGUUGUGUAUUAUCAUCAUAUGUUGUAAAUAAAUUUUGUUGGCCAGAUUAUGUUCCAGUACCAUAUACUUGUACAGAAACAGAUCAAGGUGAUUUUAUACAAAAAAUCAUUGAUUCAUUUGAUUUAUAUUCACUUGUUACAACAUGGUUAAAAUUUUUGACUAUUCUACGAAAUCCAGCUGAUUGUGGUGAUGUAUCGAUUUUUUUACGUAUGCCACGUUAUGUAAACGCAUUAGAAUCACAAAACAGUGGUACUAAAGCAAAAGAUUUUACAUCAUUACAAGAAUUACCAAAAAUAUUUGUAAAUGCAACUAAAGCUGUGGCUAUGUUUGUUGACAUUUGGCUAGGUAAAGAAGUUGAUCCGACAACGGAAUUGUAUAGCCCAAAGCCGGUGAGUAGUACGGGUACAUCAUCAACACCUGAUGGUUCAUCGUUACAACAACGUACAAGAGAUUCUGUAAGAGUUCCACCUCCACCACCAUUACCACCUUCUAUUUUACCAUAUGGACCGGAUAGUGUGCGAUCAAAAGUAAAAUCACAAUCUGAUCGAAAAGUUAGUAUGGCUAUUGCACCAUCAUUCACACAAUCAUCAGGACCACCGGCUGUUGGUAAUUCCACCGUUAAUAGUAGCAUCAGUAACAUGGAAUCCACAUCGCGUAUAUUAAGAAUUAAUCGACCAACAGUUAAUAGUCUUUUCCAUUUGUAUGGUCCUUAUGUUUUGGAUGCUUGUCUAUUAUUAUCCAAAGAGCGACAACAACGAUAUGAUAUAACAUUGACGUAA